Molecule: messenger RNA, 1092 nt
Organism: Neopelma chrysocephalum (saffron-crested tyrant-manakin)
Lineage: Eukaryota; Metazoa; Chordata; Aves; Passeriformes; Pipridae
Gene: MRPL37
Product: mitochondrial ribosomal protein L37
Exons: 7
Coding region: 1-1092 (363 amino acids)
Biological process (GO): translation
Cellular component (GO): mitochondrion; ribosome
Molecular function (GO): structural constituent of ribosome
Source: RefSeq, a predicted model, not a curated record
AUGGUGGAGCGGCUGCCGGUGCGGAAGCAGGUGGAGCUGGACACCAUCACAUGCGCGGGACGGCAGCACCACAUACCCGGCCUGGCCUGGCCGCGCUUCCCGCCCUGGGACCGCUGUUGGCACGACCCCUGGCACUCGCGGGGGCCGCGCUACGAGGAGAUGCCGCUGUACAAGGAGCGGGGGUGCUACAUCUGCCACCAGCGUGUCCGAAUGCUGGAAGGGGUGCGGCAGGCGCAGUGGCUCACCAAGACGAAGCUGGUGGAAGGUUUGCCUCUAUCCGUGCAGAGCAUCCUGGACAACCCGGCCCACGGGCUGCAGGAGCAUGAGGAGCAGGUGAAGGACGCGAUCUCACACUCGCGCUUCUGGGACACCACAGAGGUUGCUCCCAAGAGGGACCGUUUCUGGAAGUAUCCUGCUCUGAGUAAAAGGAUGUUGGCUAGAAACUACAGGAUAGCAGCAACAUGGGAAAGAGAAUCCAUUCUCCUUCAGGUCCGUGGCCUGAAUGGAAUACUCAUGAACUCUAUGGCCCCUAUACCACCAGUAGCCUCCAAGGAGGAGAUCCUGGCCACCAAAGAACAUGUUCUGGAGACUUUCCAUCCCAUCUUGCCUACAAUUGAUCUUCAGGAGGUGAAUGUCUACAAAGAGCUCAAUGACACAGGUUUCAGAGAUGGUUAUCCCUACUCUCAUCCUCACACUCUGUUCUUCCUGGAGUCAGCCAUCAUUUGCCCUGACAGGUUCAGACCAGAACAGCUCCGUGCUAAAAUGCUGAUGUUUGCUUUUGGCAACGCGCUGGCCAAGGCCAAGGUGCUCUAUGGGAAUGAUCCCAAGGUUUUGGAGCAGCCAAUAGUGGUGCAAAGCAUUGGCACAGAUGGCCAGCUCUUCCAGUUCAUGGUGUUCCAGUUAAAUACAACAGACCUUGUCUCUAGCGAUGGCAUAAAAAAUCUAGUGUGGAUUGACUCUGAUCAGAAACUGUAUGAGACAGCCCAGUGUGUUCCAAAAAUCAAGAAGAGAGUUGUAGUGUUCCUCCAGCGUGACCUGCUGGAAUCGGCCCAGCUGAGGGAGUCCAACAAUGGGUCACAGAGCCUCAUCUGA